UAGCCGGCACCACCACCACUCCUCUUCCCCUGCUUUACUCUCGGUUCCUCCGUUCCUCUCCAUCACAGGAGCACGAGACGCGCGCCACAGUAAGGGUAAAAAAAACAACACAUGGCGGCGGCGAACGGGGACGCCAGCCACGGCGGCGGCGGGGUACCGCGCCCGACGAACCCCAUGGUGACGCCGCUGCUCACCGACCUCUACCAGUUCACCAUGGCCUACGCCUACUGGAAGGCCGGCAAGCACCUCGACCGCGCAGUUUUUGAUCUCUACUUCCGGAAAAGUCCAUUUGGCGGUGAGUUCACCAUCUUUGGUGGCCUCGAGGAAUGUAUAAGGUUCAUUGCUAACUUCAAGUUCACGGAGGAUGAAAUCAAAUUUCUGCGAUCUGUCAUGCCUACAUGUGAGGAUGGCUUCUUUGAGUACCUCCGUUCGAUUGACUGCUCAGAUGUGGAGGUUUAUGCCAUACCCGAGGGUUAUGUUGUGUUCCCUAAAGUUCCACUGAUGAGAAUUGAAGGACCUGUUGCUGUUGUCCAGCUUCUUGAAACUCCAUUUCUAAGUCUGGUCAACUAUGCUUCUCUGGUUACCACAAAUGCGGCAAGACACCGACUUGUAGCUGGAAAGUCAAAGAAUUUACUUGAAUUUGGACUUCGACGGGCUCAAGGGCCUGAUGGAGGAAUCAGUGCAUCAAGAUAUUGUUAUAUGGGAGGCUUUGAUGCAACAAGCAAUGUUGCAGCAGGAAGAUUGUUUGGGAUACCAAUACGUGGGACUCAUUCACAUGCAUUUGUGAGCUCCUUCAUGGGUCUUGAUGAAAUUACCAACAAAGCACUUACUAGUUCUGAUGGUUCAAAGAAAUGUGAAGACUUUGUCUCUCUGGUGCAGAAUUGGCUGAUCAGGAUUCAGGAAUCUAGUUCAUUGCAUGGUACCUUUGGAGAAACGAGCCAAAGUGAGUUGGCUGCAUUCACGUCAUAUGCACUGGCAUUUCCAAAUUCCUUCCUGGCCUUGGUUGACACAUAUGAUGUCAUGAGAAGUGGAGUGCCAAACUUCUGUGCUGUUGCUUUGGCCCUCAAUGAUAUGGGGUAUAAGGCAGUCGGAAUUAGGUUGGACUCUGGUGAUUUAGCAUACCUGUCCAUUGAGACCCGCAAGUUCUUCCGUGCAAUUGAAAAAGAAUUUGGAGUUGUUGGUUUUGAGAAAACAAGAAUCACAGCAAGCAAUGACCUUAAUGAAGAAACUAUAGAUGCCCUGAACAAGCAGGGCCAUGAGGUAGAUGCAUUUGGUAUUGGCACCAACCUAGUUACAUGCUAUGCACAAGCUGCACUUGGUUGUGUAUUCAAAUUAGUUGAGAUUAACAAACAGCCUCGCAUUAAGCUUUCUGAAGAUGUCUCAAAGGUAUCGAUACCAUGUAAGAAAAAAUGCUACAGAUUGUAUGGCAAAGAAGGAUAUCCAUUGGUUGAUAUAAUGACUGGAGAAGAUGAGCCAGGUCCAAAGAUUGGUGAAAGGCUCCUGUGUCGGCACCCUUUCAAUGAAUCAAAGAGAGCAUAUGUUGUUCCGCAGCAUGUUGAGGAAUUAUUGAGGUGCUACUGGCCUGGAACUUCAUCGAAUCCACGGGAGGUGCUUCCAUCCAUCCAUGAGAUUAGGACUCGGUGUAUUCACCAUCUGGACCGAAUGAGACCAGACCAUAUGAGGCGGCUGAACCCAACACCUUACAAGGUAAGCGUGAGUACUAAGCUGUAUGACUUCAUCCAUUUCCUGUGGCUCAACGAAGCACCUGUUGGAGAACUGCAAUGAAGAAAUGAGGUGGCGGUAGGGUCAGAGCCCAAACCUAACUCUAAUAACCUGCUCCUCUCAUAUGGGAGGUCCUAAUAAACUGUUGCCGUCGGACAAAUUUCUGAUCCUAAUAAUAAACUGUUGCCGUCGGUGCAAUUCCUGCGUUUGUUUUACCAUCGAUGUGCUUCGGUAAAAUGUGAGGAUGUGUUGGUGGUGUAUCUGUGAAAACCGAAGCCGAAGCGUUACGUACUGGGAAUCAAGAGGAUACCCAUACCAUACUGAGUUGUAUGACUCUUUAAAUGUGAUGAGGAGCAAUCACAGAAUUUGAGACAAAAUUACUUUUGUGUUGAAAUAUCAAAGCAAAUUCACAUAAGUAAUAUUAUA
Messenger RNA from Sorghum bicolor (sorghum), 2148 nucleotides. RefSeq names its product nicotinate phosphoribosyltransferase 1. The transcript is spliced from 15 exons. The coding region runs from base 112 to 1785 and encodes 557 amino acids. The record is from RefSeq and is a predicted model, not a curated record. Lineage: Eukaryota; Viridiplantae; Streptophyta; Magnoliopsida; Poales; Poaceae. Gene Ontology annotation, biological process: NAD+ biosynthetic process. Gene Ontology annotation, molecular function: nicotinate phosphoribosyltransferase activity.